AUGAAGAGAAAACACUCUACCACUGGCGACGCAGUCAUCCCCGCGUCUGGGACACCAGGAGCAACAGUACAGCCGAAGCGAGUACGCACCGGGCCAGCUCCGCCUCACGUACCGAACACUCUCCCCAUGCAGCCGCACGAGGACGUCCUCGCCGAGCUCAAGCCCAAGUACGACGUCAAGACCUUGUCGGUCAUCUCCUCGACUCCGAUUGCGAAGCGCGUCGAGCAGGUACUCGCACACCUCGGACGCUUCCACCCUUCCGACAUGAGUGUGCUGCCCGGCGUUGUCCUGGUACACGCACGGGCAGACCAGGCCGGCAAGAUGACCAGCGUGGUGGAGCUAGUCAAGAGGCGGGUGCAUGAGGCAGAACAGAAGUGGUUUCAGUACAACCGACUAUAUGAAGUGUCCGUAGAGCCGCGGCGGGCGGCUGAGCGAUCGAUCAUCGAAGACACGGUGCUGGGCGACCAUGGCGGUGGAUCCGAGGAAGAGGACGAUUUUGAGGUCAUGCAGACGCCGUUUGAGAGAGCCGUGCACAAAGAGCCCGAGGUUACGAUGAAGCCGUACAUGAGCAUCAUGCUGUCGAGGGUUCCGAUAUUAGAACUACAAGCGAAGGACUACAUAACAAGACAGUCCAAUUCAGAUCAGAUCGAGUAUCUACGAAAGAAACGUCUCGGAAUAAUCUAA
Phaeoacremonium minimum UCRPA7 is the source of this 684-nucleotide messenger RNA. RefSeq lists its product as hypothetical. Bases 1 to 684 code for a protein of 227 amino acids. The record is from RefSeq and is a predicted model, not a curated record. Gene Ontology annotation, molecular function: nucleic acid binding. Lineage: Eukaryota; Fungi; Ascomycota; Sordariomycetes; Togniniales; Togniniaceae. The transcript has a single exon.